Molecule: messenger RNA, 1647 nt
Organism: Coniophora puteana RWD-64-598 SS2
Lineage: Eukaryota; Fungi; Basidiomycota; Agaricomycetes; Boletales; Coniophoraceae
Product: MFS general substrate transporter
Exons: 20
Coding region: 1-1647 (548 amino acids)
Biological process (GO): transmembrane transport
Molecular function (GO): transmembrane transporter activity
Source: RefSeq, a predicted model, not a curated record
AUGUCUUCAGGAUCAGUGUCAGGCUACAAGGCCACGGAGAAGGAGCUCGCUCCCCAAUCCUCGAGAUCGAGUGCAACCCAACCCGGUUUCGCGUUGGAGGUACGCGAUGCUCCAGAAGACUCGCGUUAUGUCUCGGGAAAGCAGCUACUAUUGACCUUCAUCGGACUUUUUAUGGCCGUUCUCCUGGUGACGUUAGACCAAACAAUAGUUGCAACCGCACUUCCACGGAUAGUGUCCGACUUCAACGCCCUCGGAGACAUCACAUGGAUUGUCACGGCCUACUACUUGACGCAAGGCGGCUGUAUGCUAAUCGUCGGCCAGAUACUCAAGCUGUCUCGCAAGAAGCUCGUGUUCCUCGCGUCUAUCGCCAUCUUUGAGGUCGGGUCGCUUAUAUGCGCGCUCAGCAAGUCAAUUCCUGUCUUGAUCUUUGGCCGAGCGAUUGCUGGAUGCGGAGCUGCAGGGAUUCAGAUAUCCGUCUCGACCAUUAUGCCCGAUAUUACACCCCUAGAGAAACGCCCCAUCCUUUUCUCAGCUUUUGGUGGUGUCAUUGGACUGUCUACAGUUGCAGGGCCCUUACUUGGAGGCGCAUUCACAGACGAUGUAACAUGGCAGUGGUGCUUUUGGAUCAAUCUCCCGUGUGGCGCUUGUGCGGUUGCUUUGGUCCUGCUCUUCCUCCCGAACCACCCUCCGGCUGUCUUGUUUUCGAGAGGUCUGUUACAGACAUACUUGGGACUCGACUGGCUGGGCAUGAUCCUGAACAUUGGAUUCUUUACGUGUCUUUUGCUCCCUCUGCAGUGGGGCGGCAAUGUCAAACCGUGGAACAGCCCAUCUGUUAUUGCACUGUUCGUUGUAUCUGCGGUGCUGUUUGCUGCUUUCAUCAUAUGGGAGCGAUACAAGGGAGAACACGCCAUGAUUCCGCUCAAUGUUGUCAUGCGGCGAACUCCUCUGGGGGCUGCGAUAGUCUCUUUCUUCAGUUACGUUUUGUUGAUGGUGGCGACUUAUUACCUACCGCUUUGGUAUCAGUCUCAUGGGAGCGAUGCAACGCGCUCUGGACUCAAUAUUCUUCCUCUUCUUGGAGCAGUCAUCAUCGUGGUCGGAGGCGCUACUACAAGCACUGGGCGUUACUGGUGGUUCCUUCUCCUUUGUCCCCUCCUUUCCAGUAUAGGUGCAGGGCUGCUGUACACGGUAACGUCGACGACACCCAACGCGCAUAUCAUUGGAUUCCAGAUUAUCUUUGGGGCUGGAGUGGGAGCGAUAUUCCAGACUGUGUUGAUCGCCGUUCAGGCUGAAUACGCCGACAAUGAGGAGAUGAUCCCACAAGCAACGUCUUUUGUGAGCUUCACCCAGAUCCUAGGGGGGAUCGUGAGCAUAGCUAUAGCGGGGAGCAUAUUCGCGAACGAACUCCGCAGCAAUCUGCCCAGUGACCUGCCAUCGGAGCUCCGAGAGGGGAUCCUCGAGAGCGUCACGGCCAUAUCCGCACUCACCGAACCUACGAAAUCGGCCGUGCUCGCGGCAUACUCGCGGAGCCUCGACCCCGUGUUUGUGAUGGGCGUUCCAGCUGGGAUAUGUGCAUCGCUGGCUGCAUUGCUGAUUGUGAACUAUAAUCUCAAAACUCGGGCUGCAGCUGCUGUGACACAGUCUGCGUAG